CCUGGUACAAUCCCCCGCGACGUAACAGGAGCGAAACGACUUGACAGACGAGGACCGACAGAGCCCGAGGCGACCCUACAGGACGAACACCUAGGACGCGCCGGUGUCACGGUACAACGACGAUGCUGAGAGCAUCACUGCUGCGCACCUUUUCCCGCUCCCCCGCGGCGACGGCCUCGGGCUGGGCGGGCAGUGCGGUGGGAUGGGAAAUGCAAGGCGUGCGGCGCACGUUCGCGACGAGGACGAUCCCUGGCCAGACCAGCGCACUGCUGAGGCAAAACGCGCGGAGGCAGAUACUGCGCAACACCACGAGGGCGAAGAACGGCGGCAACGGCGGACGGCGGCCCUUUUCCAACACAUCAAGGCGACGCGAUGCGCCGAAGACAGAAGGUGGUGGUGGUGCUGGUGGUGCAAAGCCGGCAGAGCCUGAGCCGACGGGCCUCAGCGCGAGGCUCAAGAAGCUCUCGCGGGAAUACGGCUGGUCUGCCGUCGGCGUAUAUUUUGCCCUGAGCGUGCUUGAUUUCCCGUUCUGCUUCCUGCUGGUGCGCAUUGUGGGCACGGACAGGAUAGGGGCGCUCGAGCACUGGAUCAUGGGCUACGUCAAAAAGGCGAUACCGCAGUCGGUCCAGGAGUGGUGGCACGAGUACCGAAAGUCUGUCAAGCAAGCCGAAGUUGAGAACCUUGGCAAUGACGAGAUUAGCGAGCACAUCGAGAUGGCGGGCUGGGGCGUGGAAGAGGCCGAGCGCAGGAACAAGGGGCCCGAAGCGAGUCUCGGAACUCAACUGGCACUCGCCUACGCCAUCCACAAGAGCUUCAUCUUCCUCCGCGUGCCCCUGACUGCGGCUGUAACGCCAAAGGUGGUCAAAAAGCUAAGAUCGUGGGGUUGGAACAUUGGCAAACGGCGGAGCAAGCCGACGGCCGCAACUCCCACGCCCAAGGCGUGAGGUGGAACAGCACAACACGGCACUUGUGGCUGGGAGUGUCCUGACCAAGCUCGUCCGCUUCAGGAGUGGUGCGGCCGACCGAGCAGGAGAAAAAGGCGGUGGUGGGCUUUGGUGCCGCAUGGCUGCCCGCCGUUGUGAGCGCCGCGUGGCGCCAGCUCGCUAAAGUGCGUGCCUGACUAGAAGGCCGCGCGAUUCAAGCCAUCAGAAGCCGUCCGCCGUGUUACCCACCUUCGGUCGGAGCAACCCAGGCGCCGCCCACAGCUCGGCCGUCAGUUU
This is a messenger RNA of Microdochium trichocladiopsis, 1220 nucleotides long. RefSeq lists its product as uncharacterized. The record is from RefSeq and is a predicted model, not a curated record. The transcript is spliced from 3 exons. Bases 123 to 944 code for a protein of 273 amino acids. Gene Ontology annotation, cellular component: mitochondrion. NCBI's taxonomy places the organism in Eukaryota, Fungi, Ascomycota, Sordariomycetes, Xylariales, Microdochiaceae.